AUGAUGGGGAGUGAAGACGAGACGAGUGAAGAAGAGGGUUCACAGAGUGAUGUGGACGAUACAAGUAGCCUCAGUGAGAUCAGUGUCGACAAUGUCAGUGACGAAGAUCAAAUCAGCACUAGCGAUUAUGGUGAUGUCGGUGAAGAGAAAAAUAAUGAUGAAGAUAAGAACACAUACGACAGCGACGAACAGGACGACGAUGAUGAUCCUCAGGACAAAGAGCCAGCAGACAAUUUUGAAGAUGAGGAGGAAGAACAGUCGUCCGAUGAUGAUGACGAUCUUGCACGGCCAACAAGCCAUAGCCUCUUCCUAGAAAGGAAUUACACCCGAGGUCGCUGGUUCAGAGUUUGCGACUGGAAAACUACAGAAUUUUCAGAUGAUUUCUUACAAGCUCCAGGUUUCAGCUACCGAGCAAAUUACGCCUGGUACGGCAAACAAGAUGUUUGUGACCCUGUGUGA
This is a messenger RNA of Neocloeon triangulifer, 459 nucleotides long. RefSeq names its product glutamic acid-rich protein-like. The record is from RefSeq and is a predicted model, not a curated record. The transcript is spliced from 4 exons. Bases 1 to 459 code for a protein of 152 amino acids. NCBI's taxonomy places the organism in Eukaryota, Metazoa, Arthropoda, Insecta, Ephemeroptera, Baetidae.